This is a messenger RNA of Ectocarpus sp. CCAP 1310/34, 4712 nucleotides long. The record is from the annotation of a GenBank genome assembly. Lineage: Eukaryota; Phaeophyceae; Ectocarpales; Ectocarpaceae.
AUGCAAAAGGUUCAGGAAGAAGCUGAAACUACCCUCGGCAUGCUGGCAUUUGACGCAUUUCCGCGAUUUCUGAAGUCAAAAUACAGCAAGGCCGUCAUGGAAGACCUCAAGACAGGGUCGAACCCCAACGAGGUGGCAGCUCUCGAAGGAGCUAUUAACACUUCUGAAUCGAAGCAACCUGGUGACGCUGACGAAUGGCUCAACAUGUUCGUGUCCACCGCUGAGUUCUUCCCGGCGUGCAUCGUCAUCUCCGACAUGACCAUCCCUGGCGCCCCCAUGGUGUACAUCAAUGGAGAGUUCACCAAGACCACCGGUUACACCAAGGAGGAGGCGGUCGGACGAAACUGCCGUUUCCUCCAGGGUCCAGAGACGGAGCCCGAGUCCAUCGCCGUCAUCCGCAACACUCUCUCCAAGGGUCAGGACUGCCACGUUAAGCUCACCAACUACCGCAAGAAUGGCGAGAAGUUCCAGAACCUCCUGUCCAUGAAGCCUGUGUUCGACGCAGACAACAUUUACCGGUACGUGAUCGGCGUGCAGUUCGAAAUCCUCCAGGACGAAGGGUUGAAGAAGCGUCUGGUGCAGUUGGACAAGCUCCUGCGCCUGCUUCCUAGCCGACUGAACCUCAAGUCCAAGGCUAAGGCUAGAAUGAGGGGGAAGAUGGCUUCCAAAAUGAACGGCGAGGCAAACUCGGCAUUGCAAGACAAGGAGUCUAUUGUCAAAGCUGAAGCUGCUGAGGGCGACGUGACUAUGUCAGGCCCAAGGGCUAUGGUCGAGGAUGAGGUUGACAUGGACUGCGCCCGCAUGAACUUCGACAACACGAUAUUUUCGUUCACGAGAAUCAUGUGGCUCAGUAACCCGACCAAGUACCUGUCUGCCCUCGUGGCCGACUGGCCAUGCCGAGCUGUCCUCUCCGAGUUCGUCAAGACGUGUUCCGUGGUGUACGAGGGUCACUUCGAAUUUUUCGUGCAGUCCGAAGUGCUCCGCAACACGCCUCCUGGGGACAAGGAAAAAGUGUCGAAGGCUAUGCACCGGGUCAUGGACCACAACCAGCUGUUUUAUUGCACCAACAACGAGAUCGUCAUUGGCGACAUGCCCAAGACCAACAUGGACCCGAUCCACGCCGAGAUUGAGUUGAAGGCACAGCAGUCCCUGUACUUCUUGGCACACGACAUGUUUCCUCGCUUCCUGAACUCGAGAUUCGGGCUGUCUCUCAUCAAGCAGCUUCGCGCACGUGAAGUUGCUGGGGAGAAGCCGCCAAUCAACACCGUCGCUCUAGACAAGAACUCGAGUUCUUCGCAGUUCUGGCUGGAAAUGUUCAAGACCAUGUCUGAGACGGUAUCCAUCGGGAUGGUGGUGGCCGAUAUGAACGUCCCUGGAUGUCCCCUCGCUUACGUAAACGAGGGAUUCAAAACUCUCACCGGCUACGGCAAGGAGAACAUUGGACGAAACUGCAAGUUCUUGCAGGGGGAAGAAACCGAGGGGUACAUGGUGGAGGAGAUCAUGCACGCUCUGCAGCAACACGAACCCCUGUGCUGCAAGCUUCACAACCACAAGGCUGACGGCCGAAAGUUCCAAAACCUCCUCUGCCUCCACCCUGUAUUCGGCAAAGAAGGAGAGUACCUGUACCAAGACAUCCAACGCAUAAUCCCGGUGGAUUACACCGGCGACGGAAACUUGCCUCCCCGUGUGUUAGACAUGUCGGCUAUUCCAUCGACCGGGUCUGGAACGGGGGGCGGUAUGGUGGGGGGUAUGAUGGGAAUGCCUGGUAUGGGUAUGCCUCCGUCCGCGGCCGGAGGUGCGGCAAAGGCUGCUGACCAAGAGGUUGGAGAUCAGAUCAAAUCUGAAAUCACCGUGGGUGGCAAGAAGAAUAAGACUCACUAUGGGAAGAAAUUCGGGAAGAAGCACAAGUCUGCCAUGCUCGACUUCACCAAGUCACUGUGGAUGCAGGAUGCUGCUGCAUCUCUCAAAAAUGUUCUUAAGAGCGAGGUGGCGCAGAAACAAAUGCUUGCCUUCUUGGGGACCGAGUACGGCGACGCCCAGCUUGAAUUCUUCCUUGAAGCGCAGAAGAUGGCCGACCUCGAAGGACAGGCACAGCAGGAUGCCGCCCUGAAAGUUUACACUCAGUUCGUUGCAGCCCAGGGGUCAGGCAUAGGGGCCCAAGACCGCACCAAAGGAACCCAAGAGCUUUGGGACAAGUGCAACAAAGAAGCUGGUGAUACGGUAGACGGCCCCACUGCUGUCGCGAUUGUGACCGACGAGGCAGAGAAGACCCUCAAUAUGCUCGCCUUCGACGCUUUCCCCCGGUUCCUGAAGUCCAAAUACUGCCAAGCCGUCAUGGACGACCUCAAGAAGAAAUCCGGCGGGGACUCGUCGGCACUGGAGGGUGCACUGUCCUCAGCUGGGUCGAAUAUGCCUCAAGACGCGGACGACUGGCUCAACAUGUUCAUCUCUUCGGCCGAGUCAUUCCCGGCGUGCAUCGUCAUCUCCGACAUGACCAUCCCUGGCGCCCCCAUGGUGUACAUCAACGGAGAGUUCACCAAGACCACCGGUUACACCAAGGAGGAGGCGGUCGGACGAAACUGCCGUUUCCUCCAGGGUCCAGAGACGGAGCCCGAGUCCAUCGCCGUCAUCCGCAACACUCUCUCCAAGGGUCAGGACUGCCACGUUAAGCUCACCAACUACCGCAAGAAUGGCGAGAAGUUCCAGAACCUCCUGUCCAUGAAGCCUGUGUUCGACGCAGACAACAUUUACCGGUACGUGAUCGGCGUGCAGUUCGAAAUCCUGGAAGACAAGGGGUUGAAGAAGCGUCUGGUGCAGUUGGACAAGCUCUUACGCCUGCUUCCUAGCCGACUGAACCUCAAGUCCAAGGCGUCGGCUCAGGCACGUGGCGCUUUGGCAGCGAAAACAACCGGUGAAGCCAACACUAUGAUUUCCGCUAAGGAGCAAAUCCUGAGUGCUGGCGAGCAACGGGAAGAUAAAGAGGCAGCGACAAGCGGCGCCCGUCCCAAGCAGAAGUUCAAGAAGAAAAAGAAGGCCGCGGGGGCGACCCAGGCCGACAACUACGAUGGUACAAUCUUCGCCUUCACGAAGAUCAUGUGGCUGCAAGACGCCGUUACCACGCUGCGAUCUAUGCUCAUGGACCAAGCAGGUUUCAUGGCCUUCAAUGGUUUCCUCAAGCAAUGUGGCUCCCAAUUGUCGCAGACUCACCUGCGUUUUUGGGUUGAAGCGCAACAGAUUCUGAUGUCCCAAGGACCGCAGCAGGUUAAAGCCGCCCGGCAGUUGCACAUGCGGAUGUGGAAGAACUCGCUCUUCUACUGCACCACAAACGAGAUCGCCAUCGGCAAUCUCAAUCGCACCGGGUGGCCUCCCCUGAUCCAGGAGAUGGCUAGGUGGCAGGAACUGAGCCUGUACUUCCUGGCGCAGGACUGUUUCACUCGCUUUAUGGAAGCCCCGCAAUCCCGCGAGUUCGUGUAUGCUCUUGUGCAGCGCGAGGUCAACGGAGAACAACUCCCCGUCAAGACUGUCUCCUUCGGGCUGGACCCGGAUUCCCCGGGAUACUGGAUGGACAUGCUCAAGGCGAUGUCGGAAACCCUACGAAUCGGGUUGGUGGUCAGCGACAUGUUCGUCCCGGGUUGCCCGUUGGCAUACCUCAACGAGGGCUUUACUGCCCAAACAGGAUACGGCAAGGAGAACAUCGGGCGUAACGCCAAGUUCCUUCAGGGCCCCAUGACGGAGGGUUACAUGGUCGAAGAGAUCGUCGAAUCGCUGCGCCACGCUGACCCGCUUUUCUGCAAGCUGCAGAACCACAAGCCAGACGGUUCUGUCUAUCAGUUGUGUCUGUGCCUGACGCCCGUCUUCAACGUUGACGGAGAGUACAAGUAUCAGAUUGGAUGCCAAGUCGACUACGACCCGAACAACCCGGAAACGCCGAUGUUCAUCAUGGAACUUGAGCGGGUUGUCAGGAACUUGCCCCAGACUAUCACAGGGGAAACCCCGAAGGCCAUGCCCACCCGUACCCAGGAGCUAGAGGACUUCCUCGCGUCGAUAAGCGCCGGCGGGACGGGUGCUGGUCCAGGAGGGCUGACGGCUUCACCACCGUCGGGAAGUGCCCCCUCUGGUGGAGGGCACCCCAGGCCUGGCGCCUCGUGGACGCCCGCUUAAAAGAUGGCACAGCUUGUACCACUAAUAGUUACAAAGUACACAUAGUACAAUAAACGCGCGUACACACCGCCGUCCCGACCCUGGGUAACCUCACCUUCACGCACUGCUUCACAUAGUUUUGAGAAUGACGCUUCAAACAAGUGUCUGGAACUGUUCCUCCGUGGGGUGGUGGGUGGUGGAUGAUGGUGGUAAAAGCGCUGUCGUGCGGACCUUCGUCCAAGUGGGCGAAGGUGGAUGCAUCAUAUUUGUCAAGCUGGGGGGGAAGGUUAGAUUGUCGAGCCAACGAAGCCCGGGUACUACUGCGUUCCCACAGGGCAACGAAUCACAGCAUGUAAUUCGAGCUGGAAGUUGUUAGGGCAGAGGUUUGGAGUCCGUAGGCCUCGUUCGCAGAUUUUGGUGAAUUGUGCAAGAAACGUUAAAGGAGGUUUUCCUAUAUUUUUUCAGGUAGACUAUAGGAAGCAUCGAGGAUCAUGUUCCGCGGCGAACGCUGUCUGUAUGGACAGGCGACCAUUAACUGAUAGGAUACAGACACAACGAGGAGCUUGCGUGGG